CCUGACGAUGUUGUCCAACUUGGGGCGGCCCAGAUUCUAACCCACAGAGAGAAAAAAUCAAUCAGCCCACUCGUUCUUCUUCUUCCGGAGGUACAAACUCUAACGCGUUCGCGCACCAAUCACUCAUGGGCAAUCUCCAAUCUCGGACGGGCGUCCCCACGCGCGCGUGGUCGAAGUAGUUGAUGUGUCACGGACCAACCGAACGACCAGUUCACUUAUUAGCUGAUAACCUUGGAAUACAGCACAUCAUUAUAAUAACAUUGAUACACUGGGAGUCGCAUGUUCAUCGCCGUCACAACCGCGCUGCAGAAUGUGUCGAAGAUAGUAUUCAUGCGUCUUUCAACAUGUCGCAAUGGCUGGAGCGCCUCGCUGCGCAGACUCGAGACGCAACGACAUCGCCGGCGCCACAUCGUCCCUACUCACCUGCGUCGAGAAAGUCCUCGCAGCUAAGCUUCAACGCCAUCCCCCGACGCCCUGGCAUACCUUCGCGCAGUUCAUCUCUCACAAUCGCCUCGCUCGCUGGAUCAUCUGAUAGCCUCCCCGCUGCUGCUCGAGUUCCUCCCGGUGCUCACUUAAAAAGUCAGCUGGCCGACUCCGCUGUUGUCGAGGCACAAGAUCCUAUCCAAGUGCUACAGGCAAUACUGGGCCCGGUACGCGCGCUAGAGACCUUUGAAGAUGACGCAGACAGUAGCGCAGGCUCGACACGGCCGUCAGGUUUUAUUUAUGAGGUGGAUUUCGAUGGGCUGAGUUUGUCGGAAUUUGCGCAGGCUCCUCUUGCUCCCACAGGGGCCGAUGGGAUCAGUGUUCCCCACGAGGAGACGCAGGUGUAUAAUUUCGAGAAGGAAAGGGAUAGAUUUGAGGACCUGCACAAAUCAAUACUAGCCUGUGACGACGUGCUGAAGUCUGUAGAGACUUACCUCACUAGUUUCCAAGCAGAUCUCGCCGCAGUCUCUUCGGAAAUAGAAAGCCUUCAAAACCGAUCCACAAACCUCCAUGACAGGGUGGAAAAUCGCAGAGCUGUCGAAAAGAUUCUUGGCCCUGAAGUUGAAGCACUGAGCGUGCCUCCGGUAGUGGUACGAAAGAUCGUCGAAGGCGCAGUCGAUGAGCACUGGCUGAGAGCACUGCAAGAGCUGGAAAAGCGAUCAAAGGCCUUGGAUAACAGAUUGAAGGAUGGGAAGGAGAUCAAAGCUGCCCAGGACGUCAAACCUAUCAUCGAUGAUAUCUCGACAAAAGCCGUCGAACGUAUCCGGGAUUAUGUCGUCGCGCAAAUCCGAGCAUUACGAUCCCCGAGUAUCAACGCCCAGGUGAUUCAACAGAACAAUUUCUUGCCGUAUAAAGAAGUCUACGCCUUUCUCGCACUGCAGCAGCCCGUCAUUGCGGGUGAAAUCUCCCAGGCCUACAACAAUACCAUGCGGUGGUACUAUGCGCACAACUUCACCCGAUACAGGACAGCGUUGGAGAAGCUGAAAUUGCACAUCAUGGAUCAAUCGGACACCAUUUCGGACAGCGGCGUGCGAAAAACCGUAAAAGUUGGUGCUCCGCAUGACGCUUUUUCCAUCGGACGUCGUUUAGACAUACUUCGCUCCACCUCUCACGCAGCGCUACCAUCCUUUGCCGCGGAAGAUGACAAGGGUAUUCACCACAUCGAAGUACCCUUCCGAACCUUCAAUCUGGCUCUUGUCGAUAAUGCUUCCGCGGAGUACUCAUUUCUGACAGAGUUCUUUGCCAAACAACAAUUUCAAAGUACCACAAAGAGGUUUAACGAGAUUUUACAACCCACUUUUGAUCAAGGUCAGCUGUUGACAAAGCAAUUGAUCGACCAGAACCUCGACGCCAUAGGUGUUUUGCUAUGCGUCAGACUUAUGCAGCAAAUGGCUUUCGAGCUCCAGCGUCGCAAAGUCCCCGCAGCAGAGUCCUAUAUCAAUGGCACAAACAUGCUCCUUUGGCCACGUUUUCAGAAGAUCAUCGAUAGUCACUGCGAGUCGAUGCGGAAAGCAACUGCGAUACUGCCAGGAAAGCCGACCGGGCCCGCCUUGACCUUGACUUCAACAGCCCCACCGCUAAGCACAGCUCCACACGCGCUCACACAGCGAUUCGCGAACUUUGUCCAAGCGAUUCUUGCUCUGAGCAGUGAAGCUGGAGACGACGAACCUGUCUCCAACAGUUUGCACCGUUUGCGCAGUGACUACAAUGCAUUCCUGCUCAAGUUGAGUAAAGGUAUUGCAGAUGGGCGCAAGCGGGAGCGAUUUUUGCACAACAAUUACUCGCUAGUAUGCACAAUCAUAGGCGAGAAUGAUGGAAAGUUGGCGGAUGAGAUGGAGGAACACUUCGUGGACUUGCGAGAUUCACUGAAGCUGGUGCAGUGACUGACCGAGUAAAGGAGUUGAGGGAACCCUUGUCAUCAUGUAUAACGAUGCGCCAUGAUCUAGUCCAAUGCUUAGCAGUUCGAAGCCGUGUAUACUACCGAAAACUUGCUGUAUGACAGAAAACUGCUUCAUGAAUCUGCUAUACCCCUG
Messenger RNA from Dissoconium aciculare CBS 342.82, 2516 nucleotides. RefSeq names its product Vps52-domain-containing protein. Gene Ontology annotation, cellular component: GARP complex. The transcript has a single exon. The record is from RefSeq and is a predicted model, not a curated record. Gene Ontology annotation, biological process: retrograde transport, endosome to Golgi; endocytic recycling; Golgi to vacuole transport. NCBI's taxonomy places the organism in Eukaryota, Fungi, Ascomycota, Dothideomycetes, Mycosphaerellales, Dissoconiaceae. Gene Ontology annotation, molecular function: syntaxin binding. The coding region runs from base 345 to 2366 and encodes 673 amino acids.